UUUAAAUUCCCCGACCUGCCUUGAAAAUAGACAAUAAAUGCCCUUGAAAAAUAAAAUAAAAAUAUGUUAUGUAAGUCCCGGUGCACCCACCAAGCAGAGUAGAUGCCACAUGCGAUUCCACUCGGAUAUCAAAUUAAAUUAAAAUCCAUUUCAUUUUCUCCUCCAAAAGAUCUAUAAAAUUCUUGCUUUGUGAAUGAGAUAUUAUCGCAAACAAAUCUAGGCCGGAAGAGUAUUGCUUAUCUGAGAAUAAGGUGAAGAGAUCGAAUCCUGUAAUGGCUCCAAUUGCUGUUGGUGACAAGAUUCCAGAUGGAACCCUCGCUUACUUCAAUGAAGAGGGCAAUCUGCAGCAAGUGUCUGUUCACUCUCUCGCAGCUGACAAGAAGAUCAUUCUCUUCGGUGUUCCCGGCGCCUUCACUCCCACCUGCAGUCUGAAGCAUGUUCCGGGGUUUAUCGAGAAGGCCGAGGAGUUGAAGGCCAAAGGUGUUGAUGACAUAAUACUCAUUAGUGUUAAUGAUCCAUUUGUGAUGAAAGAAUGGGCAAAAACAUAUCCAAACAACAAGCACGUCAAAUUUCUUGCAGAUGGUUCUGCAAAGUAUACCUAUGCAUUGGGUCUGGAAUUAGAUUUGUCAGAAAAAGGACUGGGAAUCAGAUCCCGAAGGUUUGCUCUGGUUUGUGAUAAUCUUGAAGUCAAAGUUGCAAACCUUGAGGAAGGUGGAAGUUUCGAGGUUUCAAGUGCUGAUGGCAUUCUCAAAGUGCUAGGCUAGUGUUUUGGUUAUACGUAUAGCUGCUUAUUUUGAGAAUUUUGAAAUAAUGGCUUUAGGAACAGAUGGUUGUGGUAGUAUGGUAUAAGAUACUGAAAAGGACGUGAUAUAAUUGGUAUUUAUGAAUAAUAAGGCCUACUAACUAUUUUGAGUUUUCUGUGAGCUUUAUAAAUAAUAGUUUUAGCAUUCACUGGUUA
This is a messenger RNA of Cryptomeria japonica (Japanese cedar), 958 nucleotides long. RefSeq names its product peroxiredoxin-2. Gene Ontology annotation, molecular function: thioredoxin peroxidase activity. Gene Ontology annotation, cellular component: cytoplasm. Bases 273 to 764 code for a protein of 163 amino acids. Lineage: Eukaryota; Viridiplantae; Streptophyta; Pinopsida; Cupressales; Cupressaceae. Gene Ontology annotation, biological process: cellular response to oxidative stress; hydrogen peroxide catabolic process; cell redox homeostasis. The record is from RefSeq and is a predicted model, not a curated record. The transcript is spliced from 3 exons.